AUGGGUGCCAUAUCGAUCGGCUGCUGGACCUGUCGUGUACGGCACAAAAAAUGCGACAUAACGACACCAUUCUGCAGGGAAUGCAGUGAUCGAAACGUCCAUUGUCAUGGGUAUGGACCGAAGCCAGCAUGGAUGGAUGGAGCAUUAGAAGAAAAGAAAGAAAGAGCGCGAAUCAAGUUGGCGAUUAGUCAACAUGUCCGACGAGUUCGAAAAAUGCAGAAUCGCGCCAAGAGAACAGCACCGCCUCAGGCAGUCAAGGAAAUGUUACCUUCAAAUUCAGAAGUUAAUAACUUGACUGCCUUUGAUAUGGGAGGUUCGAAUAUUGUGCCAAAUGCUUCAAUGGAAAGUGUAGAUCAGACUUCUAGCCAAGAUGGCAUUUUCGAUCCCCAAGCUGCAUGUCUAUUGAUGCAUUAUCUUGACCAGGUAUUUUCAUGGCAAUUCCCUUAUUUCUGCUCUACAUCCCGACUAGGAAAUCGGGGCUGGCUUUUAUAUCUUCUCAUGAAACAAGGGCCUCUCUAUCAUGCUGUCUUGAGCCUUUCUUCGCUUCACCAGAGUGCGAUUCUUGGGAAUGAAGAGGAAUAUCAACAAAAGGAAAGGGCACUAGAACAUCAUUCCAGGGCACUCCGUGAGUUCUGCAAAUUCAUGGGCGAGGAGCGUGGAAAAUUGCUGGAUGAUAAUGCUCGGUUGGCCGAGUUCCUGGCCUGUAGUUUGAUUUUGAUUAGUUGUGAAGUUUUUAGAGGCGCUGAACACGACUGGCUAUUGCAUCUGGAUGCUGUCAUAUGUGUCAUAUAUUCACUAUCGCCUGAGACUAUAUUCGACGCUCGCUGCACAUCUCAUGAGGGAUCUUCUUUUUUAUCCCACAAUCGUCCAAAGGAGGGUCUUGAGUUCCUUCUCGCUACAAUGGUUUCACUUGAUCUUUUCGCCUGUCUCCCGACGGGACGGGUACCACGACUUCCGUAUCAGCAAUGGCUUCGUACAUAUGAAAUACAAAUACCAGAUCUAUUGAGCUGCGAAAACUGGGUUAUGAUCAUCAUCGGGGAUCUAGCAUGUUUCGAGGAAUGGAAGGAAGUUCAAGAAAAGGACGUCACGCUCAGUAUUAGUGAACUAGCCAGAAGAGGAGAAGAGAUCAAAGAACGUUUAACCAUGGGCAUUGAGAAGCUCGAUCUAAUCAGGGAUGAACAAGACAAUGACGAAGCACAAACUAUCUGGGUCACACGUCUCUUCGCCCUUGCUUGCCUCGUUCUGCUCCACACAAUUGUUUCCGGGCCCCUCCCCGCACUACCAGAGAUUAAGAACGCGACCGAGGAAUUACUCUCUCACUGGAUUGGUAUGGGCACUAUGUGUAUUGGGAUGCAUGGCACAGCCACCGAAUCAGCUACUGUUCGAAAAUCUAAUGGCCAACGUGGUGCGUGA
Molecule: messenger RNA, 1413 nt
Organism: Penicillium robsamsonii
Lineage: Eukaryota; Fungi; Ascomycota; Eurotiomycetes; Eurotiales; Aspergillaceae
Product: Zn(II)2Cys6 transcription factor
Exons: 4
Coding region: 1-1413 (470 amino acids)
Biological process (GO): positive regulation of transcription by RNA polymerase II
Cellular component (GO): nucleus
Molecular function (GO): transcription cis-regulatory region binding; DNA-binding transcription factor activity, RNA polymerase II-specific; zinc ion binding
Source: RefSeq, a predicted model, not a curated record